This is a messenger RNA of Musca vetustissima, 2550 nucleotides long. RefSeq names its product putative helicase mov-10-B.1 (gene Mov10). Bases 1 to 2550 code for a protein of 849 amino acids. The record is from RefSeq and is a predicted model, not a curated record. Gene Ontology annotation, molecular function: RNA binding; 5'-3' RNA helicase activity. Gene Ontology annotation, biological process: regulatory ncRNA-mediated post-transcriptional gene silencing. The transcript is spliced from 8 exons. Gene Ontology annotation, cellular component: cytosol; P granule. Lineage: Eukaryota; Metazoa; Arthropoda; Insecta; Diptera; Muscidae.
AUGAUGAAUGAUAACGUUUUCGAUCAUGCCAAUGAGCUUUUGGAGAAAAUGUGCGCUGAUUUGCGAGCAUCAUUGGCUCGGAUUGGAAACGAAUGUCAAGGAAAUCUGAAUAGAAUAACUAAAGAUUAUCUGGAUAAUGCUUCGAAAACCUCCAGUGGCUAUGAUGAUGAAGAAUUCAAUGAUGACUCCACCAAUAGCGAUGGAGAUGAGGAAAAGGAUCAUGUUCGGCUACCAUUUAAGCCCAAAGUGUUUGCCAGUGAAGGCGUUAAUACUAAAACAUGUGUAAUCUGUAAGGAUAUAAUUGUUUUAUCGGACGACGAUGAUGAUGAUCAUAUUGGCGAUGACGACGAUGAUCAAUCUGAUGUUUGGACUAUAUGCUCGGACUCAGAUGAAGAAUACUAUACAUUUUGUCUGGACGAUUUGACAGAUGAACCGGAAAGGACAUAUUUUCGUGCGAAAAAGUACCUACCAAGUUAUCCACCCAGUGAAAAACUUAAAAUAUCGAAUAAACAAAAUUUUUCUUUGCCCUCGCUAUGCGAUAAUGAUAUAAUAAAGAAAUACAUUGGUAAUCGUCGCCUGGACAAAGAAAAUAUAAUAGGAGUUUUCAAUACCUUACUUGAAAUUGAAGAUCUAACCGAUAUGGCUGAUUAUCCAGCAUUGGCACAAAAAGAUGUCACCCUAAAAUGGACGGAGAAUAGAAAAUAUUGGAUACCGAUGCCUGUUAUGCCCAAUGUGAACAUUGAUGAAAUUAUUGUACCCUUUAUGGAUGAAUUAGUGGUUAUACCAAAAGAAAGUAGUGCCUUAGCCGAAGCGAGUCCACCGAAAUAUUUAAUUGACACUUUAUUUCCACAUCCACAUGAAAUGGAAGUUGAUAAUUCAAUAAAACGUCGCAUUGCCACAAUAUAUAAAAUAUCCAAAGAUGAGGUACAUUUUCGUUUUAGCAAAGAUGAACAUUUUACUGCAACACAAAUUCGAUCAUUAUCUUCAACGAAAUAUGAUAUAAUAAUACGUCCACGUCGUUUGCCAGUACGUUAUCAAUAUCGCGCCUUGGAAAUGUUGGCUGAAGAUGAUCAUGUCCGACAAUAUCUAUUUCCCGAAACGAAUCCAAUCAGAAAUAUAAAAUAUGAACCAGAAUUUGAAUUAAAACUAUUUAAUGCCACAAUUGCCUCAAAUCCAGAACAAUUGGGUGCCGUGCGUUGUAUAACCGAAGGACCCAGUCCAAAUGCUCCAUUUGUGAUUUUUGGUCCACCAGGGACCGGCAAAACCACAACAAUCGUGGAGUCCAUACUACAAUUACGACUUCUUAAACCAGGAAGCCGUAUACUUGUCACAGCCGGUUCGAAUGCUGCUUGUGAUACAAUUGCAUUACGAAUAUGCAAAUAUUUUAAUAGCAAUGAACGCUUGCAAGAGAUCCAAAAACGUGAUCCCGAAAAUCAAAAACCCCUAAUACGUAUCUAUUCGAAAACCAUUGUUGAAAAGGGUCUUCGCCUGAUCGAUCCCGAAUUGCAGGCCAAUUCUAAUUGUCAACAUGGUAUACAUUAUUAUCCUUCUGUAGAGGAAAUACGUCAAUAUGGCAUUAUUGUGGCAACACUGUGCACCGUGGGUAAAUUGGUUACCGGCGAUAUUGGUGAAAUGAAUUUCUUUUCGCAUAUAUUUAUCGAUGAAGCUGGUGCUUCGACCGAGCCUGAGGCUUUAGUUGGUAUUAUGGGUAUAAAAACAUUAAAUUGCCGUGUCAUUUUAUCCGGUGAUCAUAAACAAUUGGGACCGAUCAUUAGAUCGGAUCGUGCCAAUCAAUUGGGUCUGGGAAAAUCGCUAAUGGAAAGAUUAUUGAGUUUGAAAUGCUAUGGUCUGGAUGAUAAUUCCAAUUAUGAUCGCACCAUACAGGCCCGUUUAAAACGUAAUUAUCGUUCACAUCCGGAAAUUGUCAAGAUAUUCAAUCAUUUGUAUUAUAAAAAUGAAUUGAUUGCUGAAGCUAAAUUGGAUGAUGUCAACAUGGCUGCCAAAUGGUGUAAAUUACCGAAUCCCAAUUUCCCUAUUAUUUUCCAAGCCGUUCAUGGUGUUACCGAAAAGGAUACCGUUUCACCUAGUUCCCGUAAUAAUCUGGAGCUACAGGUGUUAAUGUGGUUCUUACGUCGUCUACUUAUCGAUGGCAUAGAUGGCCAUCCGGUAAAACAGUCGGAUAUUGGCAUCAUUACACCUUAUCGCUUGCAAAAUAAAUUAAUACAAAAUCGCCUACAUGAUUGUGGUUGGACCGGCGUGGAAAGUGGUUCCGUGGAAACAUUUCAGGGUAGAGAAAAACAAAUAAUUAUUGUAUCAUUGGUGAGAUCAUUUUCGGGUCUUGGUUUUGUAAGGAAUCCGAAGCGUCUAAAUGUCAUAUUAUCACGUCCAAAAUCUUUACUUAUUCUCAUGGGUAAUCCAUUGACAUUGAAACGUCACCCGGACUUUGCCUACAUCUUAGAUGAAUGCCGUAAACAUGGCACAUUUUUACGUAAAAAGAAAAGCAAAAAGAAUCGCAAAACGGCGAAACUAGUUAAAUUAGUGACUAUUUAA